AAGCAAUCAAUUAAUGAACAAAAAUAGGGAUGAUUGAAAAGUAGGCAAGAAAAGGCAAGUGUGUAGCUAGAGACAAUUGCACCGAACACGUCCCACGUUCUUUUCUAUUUUUCCCAUUUAUAGUCUCUCUCUCUUCUCUUCUAUCUCUCUCUCUCUCUCUCUUCCUCUAUAGAGUCGCCGGAAUAAUCACACAAACGACGCAGGUCUACUUCUUUCCAAGAAAGACUGAUCAUGUUGGACCUCAACCUCAAAAUCUUGUCGACACAUAACGAAGAUGAAGAAGACUGCAAAGUACCUACAGCCUCCAUCUUCAAUCAAGAAAAAGAAGAUGAUUCCAUUGAUCCAUCAGCCAACAAGUUGUCUUUGAUUACGUUUGGAAUCCUCAAAAGAAAAGAAGACGUCGAAGCCAUUCCUAUGCCUCCUCCUCCUCCUCCGGAGAGUGGAUUAUCCGGCGCCGGGAGUGAGUGGCUGAAUCUUUCGCCGAUGCAAGGGAAUAAACAAGAAAUGUUGGUGAUGAAGAAGAAGAGCCGACGUGGCCCUAGAUCCAGAAGCUCCAACUAUCGUGGCGUCACUUUUUACCGUCGAACCGGUCGUUGGGAAUCUCAUAUUUGGGACUGUGGAAAACAGGUUUAUUUAGGUGGUUUCGACACAGCCUACACAGCUGCAAGAGCUUACGACCGAGCUGCUAUCAAAUUCCGGGGACUCCAAGCAGAUAUCAACUUCAUCGUGGAUGAUUACAAACAGGACUUUGAAAAGAUGAAGAACUUAAGUAAAGAAGAGUUUGUGCAAACCCUUAGACGAGCGAGUGCAAGCUUAGCAAGAGGAGGUUCUAAAUACAAAAACAAUUACAUGAAAAAUGAUUACAUCCAUCUCUUCCAAAACAGGCAAUGGAAUGCAUCAGCAGCAAAAUGCAAUGAGAUAAGAAAGAUAGAAGCUGGAGAAAUUAAGUUGGGUGCCCAUCAUAAUAAAGGAAAUGAGCACAAGGAUCUUGACCUAAGUCUUGGAAUAUCUUCAACGCCUAAAAAUAUAACUUUGAAACCGAGCGCAGAUUAUUACAUGGGAUUGAAUCGAUCUGCAACGAGUUUGUACGGGAAGGCGUUGCCUGUAUAUCUACCGAUCACAGAAAUGAAACCGUUAAAGACAGUAGUAGCAUCAUCAGGAUUCCCUUUCAUUGCCAUGAUCAAUUCUUCAUCUUUGUCCAAUUGUUUUGAUCCAUGAAAUGAUCACUAUUUUUACUUUAUAUUUUUCCCGUUUAAUUUUUUUUUUUUUUGGGUUAAUUUAGUCUAUUGAACGUCGGAAUGAUUAUGUGAGUUAUAAUUUCUUUUUAUAAAUCAUAGUCUUGCGGGAUCAU
Molecule: messenger RNA, 1351 nt
Organism: Capsella rubella
Lineage: Eukaryota; Viridiplantae; Streptophyta; Magnoliopsida; Brassicales; Brassicaceae
Product: AP2-like ethylene-responsive transcription factor SNZ
Exons: 7
Coding region: 232-1218 (328 amino acids)
Biological process (GO): regulation of DNA-templated transcription
Molecular function (GO): DNA binding; DNA-binding transcription factor activity
Source: RefSeq, a predicted model, not a curated record